Molecule: messenger RNA, 2318 nt
Organism: Jaculus jaculus (lesser Egyptian jerboa)
Lineage: Eukaryota; Metazoa; Chordata; Mammalia; Rodentia; Dipodidae
Gene: Gpa33
Product: glycoprotein A33
Exons: 8
Coding region: 134-1123 (329 amino acids)
Cellular component (GO): plasma membrane
Source: RefSeq, a predicted model, not a curated record
ACCUAGUGAGAGGCCCAGGACUUUGCACCUCUGCUAAACAGGACGAAGGCAAGGGAGGUGGGGAAGACUCCCAUUUGGAUCUUCCGAGGAAUAGGCGGAGUGUGAGCCAACUGCCUAGAGAAGGAGCAGAGCCAUGGUGGGGAAGAUGUGGACAGCGCUGUGGACACUGUGCUCAGUCUGGCUGGCCAUCGAUGCCAUCUCUGUGGAAACACCACAGGGGGUUCUUCGUGCUGCCCGGGGAAAGAGCGUCACCCUUCCAUGUACCUACCAAACUUCUGCCUCCGACCGAGAUGGAUUUAUCCAGUGGGAUAAGCUCCUUAGGAGUCACUCGGAAAAAGUAGUCACUUGGACAUUUUCAAAGAAGAGCUACAUUUAUGGGAACCUUUAUGAAAAUCGUGUCAACAUAUCUGACAAUGCAGAGCAGUCAGAUGCCUCCAUCACCAUUGGCCAGCUGACCAUGGAUGACAAUGGCACCUAUGAGUGCUCCGUCUCUCUGAUGUCAGAUCUAGAGGGCACCUCUAGGUCACGUGUCCGCCUCCUGGUCCUUGUGCCACCCUCCAAGCCAGACUGUGGCGUUGAAGGAGAGACGGUUAUUGGGAACAAUAUCCAGCUGACCUGCCAAUCAGCGGAGGGUUCUCCUUCCCCACAGUAUAGCUGGAAGAGCUACAACAUCCAGAACCAGGAGAGGCCCCUCAUCCAACCGGGUGUUGGGGGCAGCACGCAAGUCUUGGGCCAGAGCAUCUUUCUGAAGAACAUCUCCACAGACACAUCGGGCUACUACAUCUGCACCUCCAGCAAUGAGAUGGGGACCGAGUUCUGCAACAUCACCGUGGCUGUCAGGCCUCCCUCCAUGAACAUAGCUCUGUACGCGGGCAUUGCGGGAGGCGUGGUUGCAGCCCUCAUCAUCAUUGGCAUCAUCAUCUACUGCUGCUGCUGCCGGGGGAAGGAUGAUGGAGCUGAGGACAAAGAGUCUGCAAGGCCGAACCGGGCAGCUUAUCGGGAGCCUCCAGAGCAACCACGGGAGCUUUCCGGAAUGCAGGAAGGAGAGGACGACGGCCGGCAGGAGGACCGUGCGAGCUCUGGGCGUGGAUCUGCUGACCAUCUGGACGGCCCCAGCCAGUGAUGGGGGCCUGCCACACAACUGUGGAGACAGGAUUGGGCCCAGUCUCGUGCCCGCCAGCCUCCCUUCUCCUUUCUAAGAACCCCAGUCCCAUUCCUCCUAGGAAGCAUUGGUGGAGAUGUUUUGUCCUGGGUCUGUUGCUGAGGCAUGUCACUGGCCUGGUGACAGGGGUCCCACUAGUGACCCACCCUGAUGACCACACUCUCCUAUGCAGUGGCCCCUCCCCACUGCUACAUCUGGCUCAGGUCCUGGCCCAUUCCCCUGCUGACACUGUUCAGAACUCAUCAUGGGGGCAGUGCCAGUCUGAGGAGGACAGGAGCCUGGUCUGCCCACUGGUACCCAGCACCCACAGAAGACAUGUCAAAUGAAGGGAAGAGUGACAUAAUAGAUUCCCUGUAAUUUACGCAGCUUAGGUGUGCCCCAUUACCUGGAGGGCUGUCUCCUGCCUCCCUCACUGGUCUCAGUUCCCACCAUACUGCCUACAAUGGCCACCUCUUGCCCCAUGCCCGUGCCCUUGUGGAGCUUUUGUCUUUGCAGUUCUAUCUCUGCCAGACAAAAUCUUGUCUGUCUCCACAGGCCUGCCCAUCUCAGAUCUCAAAGGUUUCCUUAACCCUGUCCUGACCACUCACACAUAGGAAAUAGUUUUGCUGCUUUGUCCCAUAACAGUCCUGGGCCAAAUGGCAUAGGUCUGAGCUGUGCUUCUUGUUGUAUUAGGGCAGGGCCUGGGCCUCCACCUGCUUUCCUCACAGCCUGGCAGCCCACGUUGGGAAAGUGCCUUCACAAGCAGGGCCUGACCUCCCCGAUGUCGACUACAGACACUCAAUGACACCCGCCCAAGCCCCUGCUGGUUGGGCAAGGCGGCGGAAGGACUGAUUUAAAAUGAUCACACCCAGAGGCUUACUGGCCUCCCAGCCCCGCCCCACCGCUGAGCUCCGAGUGCUGGCUACUGUGCCACUCUCCCGCGCUCAGGCCCUGUCGGUUGCUCCACUGGUCACUCAGUGGCCGGUCUCAGCCACACGUGGUCAGCCACACGUGGUUUACCAUUAGGGUCAUAUUGUUGCCUUUUCCGAAUCAUCAGAAAAGCAAUUCUACAAACCCGCUCUCCACUCCUGAUAUUUUACAUGUGUAUUUUAAUGUUUUGUGAAAUUCUUUGCUUCAUUCCACAUGCUUUUGGUAAUAAUAAAGUUGUCAGUGAAAA